This is a messenger RNA of Leptopilina boulardi, 1512 nucleotides long. RefSeq lists its product as uncharacterized. NCBI's taxonomy places the organism in Eukaryota, Metazoa, Arthropoda, Insecta, Hymenoptera, Figitidae. Gene Ontology annotation, molecular function: aspartic-type endopeptidase activity. The record is from RefSeq and is a predicted model, not a curated record. The coding region runs from base 1 to 1512 and encodes 503 amino acids. Gene Ontology annotation, biological process: proteolysis. The transcript is spliced from 3 exons.
AUGAUUGAUAGUCGUAGAAUAAAAUAUCCUUGUAGAGUAUUAUUAGAUAGUGGAUCGCAACCUAAUAUUAUGACGUUAUCUUUAGCUAAAAAACUUAAAUUGCAAAGACAGAAAUUAACAUCCACUAUCGAAAUGUUAUCAGAUCCUGACUUUGACAGACCAUCAAGAGUUGACGCACUUAUUGGAGCUGAAUUAUUUUAUGACCUUCUUUACAUGGAAAGAAUAUCUCUUGCUCUUCCUCGUACUUCUUUACAGAAUACAAAACUGGGAAGGAUAGUCACCGGCCGAAUUAAUGAUCAUUCAUUUGGAAACAGGUUUUCUUGCAACGUUAUUAGGGAUCCUCUUAGUUUACAAUUAGAAAGGUUUUGGAAUUUGGAAGAGGUUCCUGAUAAACGUCAUUUUUCAGCAGAAGAAGAAGCCUGUGAAGAUCAUUUCCAGCGUUACACUCAUCGAGAAUCAUCAGGUCAUUAUCAGGUAUGUUUGCGUUUUAACAAAAAGCAGCAUCUUUUGGGAUCGUCGUAUGAUACAGCUCGAAGAAGAUUCUUUAUUCUUGAAAGAAAACUAGAAAGAAAUGGUCAAAUAAAAGAAGAAUACCACAAAUUUAUGAGAGCCUAUGAAGAAUUGCAGCAUAUGGAACCCGUCGGAUCAGAUGAUCGUUCUGGAUAUUAUUUACCUUAUCAUACAGUCAUUAAGGAAUCAAGCCUGACUACAAAGUUAAGGGUCGUGUUUGAUGCAUCUGCAAAAACAAGUACCGCUGUAUCUCUCAAUCAGGCAAUUAUGGUGGGAGCAACGAUCCAAGACGGAAUCUUCGAGUUCAUGUUAAGAUUUCGAUCACAUUUAAUCGUAUUAACAGCUGACAUCGAGAAGAUGUACCGGCAGUUCUGGGUGCAUCCUGAUGAUCGUAGAUAUCAAAAAAUUUUAUGGCGUUUUGACAGGAAUAGUCCCUUGAUCACAUAUCAGCUGAAAACCGUUACUUGUGGUACAUCGGCUGCACCAUUCUUGGCCACGAGAUGUUUGAAGCGUUUGGCGGAUGAUGAGAGGCAAAACUUUCCUGAAACAGCUAAAACACUGGAAGAAGACUUUUAUGUGGAUGAUAUUCUCACCGGGAAGGAUACUCUUGAAGAAGCCAAACAAUUACGGGAUGAUAUUAUCAAAUUGACUGAAGGAGCAGGACUGACGUUGUGCAAGUGGAACUCAAAUCAUCCAGCAAUGAUCGGUGAUCUUGAUGAUUACUCGAGAACUUCUUAUCAGAUCAUAGGUAGAGAUCAAACCUCCCGGACAUUGGGAUUGGGUUGGCAUGCUGUAGAGGAUUCAUUAAGGUUUGAGAUUAUCAACAAGGCUCAAGAUGAUGUAGUGACCAAGAGAAUAAUUUUAUCUCAGAUUUCUCAACUUGAUGAUCCUCUUGGAAUAAUAGCUCCUGUGAUCAUAAUCACUGGCGAAGUGGAGUGGAUUCAAGGAUCAGCUGAUAUUGUUGAACGAAUGGAAGAUUCCCAGAUCAAUCAAGAUCUUUGA